Pteronotus mesoamericanus is the source of this 1245-nucleotide messenger RNA. RefSeq names its product loricrin cornified envelope precursor protein (gene LORICRIN). The transcript has a single exon. Gene Ontology annotation, cellular component: cornified envelope. NCBI's taxonomy places the organism in Eukaryota, Metazoa, Chordata, Mammalia, Chiroptera, Mormoopidae. The record is from RefSeq and is a predicted model, not a curated record. Gene Ontology annotation, molecular function: structural constituent of skin epidermis. The coding region runs from base 1 to 1245 and encodes 414 amino acids.
AUGUCUUACCAGAAAAAACAGCCCACCCCUCAGCCCCCAGUGUUCUGCGGGAAAACCUCCGGCGGCGGCGGCGGCGGCGGCGGCGGCGGCCUCUGUAGCGGCGGCGGCGGCGGCGGCGGCGGCGGUGGCCUCUGUAGCGGCGGCGGCGGCGGCGGCUCCGGUGGCGGCUGCGGCGGCGGCGGCGGCGGCGGCGGCGGCUGCUAUGGUGGCGGUUCCGGAGGGAGUGUCAAGUACUCCGGCGGCGGCGGCGGCGGCUCCGGCUGCGGCGGGGGCUUCUCCAGCGGAGGCGGCUCCGGCUGUGGCGGGGGAUCGUCCGGCGGCGGCGGCUCUGGAGGCUGUGGAGGUGGUUCCGGUGGAAUCGUCAAGUCCGUUGGCGGCGGAGGCGGCAGCUCCGGCUGUGGCGGAGGUGGAGACUACGGCUGCGGCGGAGGCUCGUCAGGCGGCGGUGGCGGCUCUGGAGGCUGCGGAGGUGGUUCCGGCGGAAUCGUUAAGUCCGUUGGCGGCGGCGGCGGCGGCGGCGGCUCUGGCUGCGGCGGUGGUUACUCCGGCGGCGGUGGAGGCUCCGGCUGCGGGGGAGGCUCGUCAGGCUGCGGUGGCGGCUCUGGAGGCUGCGGAGGUGGUUCCGGCGGAAUCGUUAAGUCCGUUGGCGGCGGCGGCGGCGGCGGCGGCGGCUCUGGCUGCGGCGGCGGUUACUCCGGCGGCGGUGGAGGCUCCGGCUGCGGAGGGGGCUCGUCCGGCGGCGGCGCCAGCUGCGGUGGCUACUCCGGCGGCGGCGGCGGCUCUGGCCAGCAAGUUACGUGCCAGAGCUACGGCGGUGUCUCUAGCGGUGGCUGCGGGGGCGGCGGCUCCUCCGGGGGCGGCUCCGGCUGUGGAGGCGGCUCCUCAGGCGGCUCCAGCUGUGGGGGUGGCGGUUACUCUGGCGGCGGCGGCGGCGGCGGCGGCGGCUGCGGCGGGGGUUCCUCUGGCGGCGGCUCCGGCUUUUCUUCCCAGCAGACCACCCAGACCGUGUGCGCGCCCCAGCAGUGCUACGGAGGAGGGUCGUCCGGCGGCGGCGGCGGCGGCUGCUCCUCCGGCGGCAGCUCGGGUUGUGGAGGCGGCUCCUCUGGGGGCGGCGGCGGCUGCUCCUCUGGAGGCAGCUCGGGUUGCGGAGGCGGCUCUUCAGGGGGCGGCGGCGGCUCCUCUGGGGGCGUCCCGAUCUGCCACCAGACCCAGCAGAAGCAGGCGCCUACCUGGCCAUGCAAAUAA